UUCACGCACUCUCUGUUAACUUGAAAACAUUUUAUCCAAAAUUAUAAAAUUAAUUUAACGAUUCACGCACUCUCCAGAUUUUUCUUCUUCCAACACUCGUUUUUCCCUCAAAAUUUUCCCCAUCAUCCUUCAUUUUCUCGCCAACCAAACAAACCCGCGCACGGGAUAGAGAUAGAAAGGAUAGAAAGAUCAGACUGUGUGUUUUGGUUUCUGUAAAAGGCGAUGGCUUGGAGACGCGUAAUCUCUCAGGUAUCUAGACAGCAAUCAGAACUGGGACAAAUUAAAAACUUGUUUACCCAAUCUCAUCUCUCUGGAGGUAAUAGGAUUUUGACUGGCCAACAGAGGUUUAGGUCGAGCUAUGCAGUUAAUUUAUCUCGCAGAGUCCGAGAUGCCGACGAAGCUAGCGAAGCUGCUAGUCUUAGAGAACUUUAUCAUAGAAAUGAUCCUGAGGCAGUGAUAAGACUAUUCGAAAGUCGGCCAUCAUUACACUCCAAUCCAUCUGCACUUUCGGAAUAUGUUAAAGCGUUAAUUAAAGUUGACAGGCUUGAUGAAAGUGAGUUACUUAAGACAUUACAAAAAGGUAUCUCCAAUUCAGCAGUUGAGGAAGAGAGUAAAAGUGGCCUUUCAGUUUUCCAAAAUGUGGGGAAAUCGACAAAACAUGGUGUACUAGGAACUGCUGGUGCUCCUAUCCACACGGUGACUGCAGAAGCAGGAAAUUUUAAAGAUCAGUUGUGGCGUACUGUUCGUAGUAUUGCACUUGGCUUCUUGUUGAUUUCUGGUGUUGGAGCACUUAUUGAGGAUAGAGGGAUUAGUAAAGGACUUGGUCUACAUGAAGAGGUGCAAGUUGUGGAAUCUAACACAAAAUUUAAUGAUGUCAAAGGUGUUGAUGAGGCAAAGGCAGAGUUAGAAGAAAUCGUCCACUACCUUCAAGAUCCUAAGCGCUUCACUCGUCUUGGUGGUAAGCUUCCAAAAGGAGUCUUGCUUGUUGGUCCACCUGGUAAUGGGAAAACAAUGUUAGCAAGAGCUAUUGCUGGAGAGGCUGGGGUACCUUUCUUCUCCUGCAGUGGCAGUGAGUUUGAAGAGAUGUUUGUUGGAGUUGGAGCGCGAAGAGUAAGAGAUCUUUUUGCUGCUGCAAAGAAACGAUCACCAUGUAUUAUAUUUAUCGAUGAGAUAGAUGCCAUAGGUGGAAGCCGUAAUCCAAAGGACCAACAGUACAUGAGAAUGACUUUGAAUCAGUUGCUUGUUGAAUUGGAUGGAUUUAAACAGAAUGAAGGAAUUAUUCUAAUUGCAGCAACUAAUUUUCCAGAAUCAUUGGAUAAGGCGCUGGUCAGACCUGGAAGAUUUGACCGCCGCAUUAUUAUUCCUUUUCCAGAUGUUGAAGGGCGGAGACAGAUUCUGGAAUCUCACAUGUCAAAGGUGUUGAAGGGAGAUGAUGUUGAUUUGAUGAUCGUUGCUAGAGGUACUCCUGGAUUCUCUGGUGCUGAUCUUGCAAAUCUGGUCAACGUUGCUGCAGUGAAUGCUGCAAUGCAUGGUGCUAAACAAGUGACAAUGGCUGAUCUGGAGUACGCAAAGGACAAAAUCAUAUUGGGAAGUGAACGUAAGUCGGCAGUCAUUUCUGAAGAGUCGCGAAAACUGACUGCUUUCCAUGAGGCUGGCCAUGCCCUUGUUGCCAUCCAUACGGAUGGGGCCCUUCCUGUUCACAAAGCAACAAUAGUCCCUCGAGGGAUGGCUCUUGGUAUGGUGUCCCAGUUGCCUGACGUGGAUCAAACAAGCUUCUCCCGAAAACAGAUGCUUGCGAGGCUUGAUGUUGCCUUGGGUGGGUGGGUUGCAGAAGAACUCAUUUUUGGAGAAAAUGAAGUUACUUCCGGUCCUGGAUCUGAUCUUGAGAAUGCAACUAAACUAGCCAGAUCUAUGGUUACGAAGUAUGGAAUGAGUAAAGAAGUGGGACUCGCUACACAUUCUUAUAACGACGAUGGUCAGAGCCUGAGCUCCGAGACAAGACAUCUUAUAGAGAAAGAAGUAAAGUAUUUGUUGGAAAAGGCAUAUAACAAUGCAAAAACAAUCCUCACCACCUACAGCAAAGAACAUCAUGCACUCGCUAAUUCAUUGCUUGAGCACGAGACACUCACAGGAGCUGAGAUUAAGGCUUUGCUUGCACAGGUCAACUCUCAGCAGCAGCAACAAGAACAGCCUCAAGAGAUGAUUGUAUCACAGAAUGAACCUCAGUCGAAACCAGUGCCUCCAAGUUCAAGUCCAGCUGCAUCUGCCUCCGCUGCAGCAGCUGCGGCGGCUGCUGCAACCGCAACCGCCGCAGCUAAAGCCAAAGGUGUUGCUCCGGUAGGACCUUAGCAUGCAAGGGCUCUGGGUUGGGGCACUUGUAUGGUUGUUAUUUCUCGAAUUGAAUGUACACAUAAAUAUUCUCGAUCCUGUUUGAGUUACUAGCUUUGCAUGAUUGGUGCCACUGGCCACUGGGUUUAUUUGUGUAUAACCUUGUGUCUGAUUUGACUGAAAGAUGUAGUUGAAGUUGAAGAAUUACCCGGGAGCUGCAUUAUCACGGUAAGUUAAAUUAACGUGGAGUAUU
Hibiscus syriacus is the source of this 2581-nucleotide messenger RNA. Its product is annotated as ATP-dependent zinc metalloprotease FTSH 4, mitochondrial-like. Gene Ontology annotation, molecular function: metalloendopeptidase activity; ATP-dependent peptidase activity; ATP binding. The transcript has 7 exons. The coding region runs from base 223 to 2349 and encodes 708 amino acids. Gene Ontology annotation, biological process: proteolysis. NCBI's taxonomy places the organism in Eukaryota, Viridiplantae, Streptophyta, Magnoliopsida, Malvales, Malvaceae. The record is from RefSeq and is a predicted model, not a curated record. Gene Ontology annotation, cellular component: membrane; chloroplast thylakoid.